UACAAACAACAAAAAAAGUGAAACGAACUUUAUUAAGAUUCAUAACUUGUUUACACUUUGUACAUGAUUCAUCGACCUUACAACACUUUUCUGAUGACGAUGAUGAUAACCAAAGAAAGAUUUUCUGUGUUAGCAUCGAACAUCAAUCAUAA
This is a messenger RNA of Funneliformis caledonium, 152 nucleotides long. Lineage: Eukaryota; Fungi; Glomeromycota; Glomeromycetes; Glomerales; Glomeraceae. The record is from the annotation of a GenBank genome assembly.